Molecule: messenger RNA, 2266 nt
Organism: Megalobrama amblycephala (Wuchang bream)
Lineage: Eukaryota; Metazoa; Chordata; Actinopteri; Cypriniformes; Xenocyprididae
Exons: 9
Coding region: 1083-1997 (304 amino acids)
Source: RefSeq, a predicted model, not a curated record
CCAAUAGCUUUAGCUACUUUUGCUCCGUAGGCUGACACUUGUAACCUAUGGCAGAUGGGAAGGAUCAAAUUUAAGAGCAAGGAUUUGUCUUGAGAAAUCAUUAUACUAAAGCCAGUAGUUACUGAUUUACCCACUGAUAGGCCGGCGGAGGAUCUGUAUAAGCACUUUCCUCACAUGGCAGACGACUGACUCUCCUCACACAGCCACCGACUCUCCUCACACUGCGGGCGACUGACUCUCCUCACACAGCCACUGACUCUCCUCACACUGCGGACGACUGACUCAUGCUCUGGAGUCCCAUUUGAAUCAUCCCCUGUCUGAAAAACAAGUGUAUGGAGUGUAAAGGGUCAGUAGUAAUGAAAAUUGUCCAAAAUUGUUUGAAGCUUAAGUGUUAAAGAUAAACAUAUGACCAGUGGCAGCUUGUCGAGGCAAGAAGGGCACAGCCUACCCAAGAUUUUGAUGUGAACAUGGGAGAAGGUGACGCUCUUUACAAUUACGCCACUGGCCUUGCCCGUUUUCUAUUACCGGCUGUUCAUUCAAAAGACUAAGGAGAUAAACAACCAUCAACAACAUAUUACAAACAAUUUUUUAAACAGUCAUAACUUACUAAAGUGGCAUAAACGCGUAUAAUUAAUUGAAUGCAAAUUGCCAUGAACGGUUUCUACAGAAAGUGCAACAGCAUCCCGUUUUUGUUCUUUGAAACGUUGUGCUCGUAUUUAUUUAAUGAAAUUAUAGUCUUUUAAAUUUUAAUAAACAUGAUCUUUCAUUUCAUUAAAAAAAUCUAAAGACAUUUUUUUUUCGGACGCAUCUAUUUUUAGUGACAAAUGCGACUGGAUCGCUGUCGAGCAUUAGUAGAUAACGUUAGUCCACAUUACCAAUUUUCUCCAUAUGAUAUUUUGUCGUCCGGGGUACAGGUUCGUUGUCAUCUCGCAAAUAUCUUCUAUAUAACCUCCUCCUUUUCUUAAACGGCUCCAUUUCAAAGUCCUCUAACGUCACUCUGAUCUAUUACUAUAUCAAAAGUACUUCGACCUGAACUCGUCUUCUUCUUCUUCUUCAGAGUGUGUGGGCGGCAAACGAAAGAAAUGACGCGAGUGGAGAAUUUCGAUUUGACGGAUCUGAUUGGCUACGAUUGGCGCUCUUUUUGCUGCCUGUUGCUAAGGCAACUCGAAGUAGAUAUAGUAAACAUUAAAAUCAAGAAAGCUGUUGCCAUGUACGUGCUAAUAAAAUGGGUAAAAGAAAACCAAGUAAGUGUGGGCUUGGAUAACUUUGUGAAGGACAAAAAAAUGUUAAAGGACCCAAAGAGGAUUGGCCUGGUGGAACACGGAGCGGUUGGAGUUAAGCCCCCGAAAUGCGGCUGGAAAGCGUUUCCGGCCCAAAUACUCUGUGUAAACGAGAGCCUUGGAGAAAUAAAAAAGGUCGAGCGUCAGUGGAUAGAUGCGCACAAGAUGGCGACUCCAUUGAAAUCCAAGACUACAGUUGACACUGAAGAAGAUAGGAUUUCUCAAUCUGAUGAAGAGGAUGAGACUCCUCAACAUCAGACAGGGGAUGAUUCAAAUGGGACUCCAGAGCAUGAUUCAAUCUGUACUCCAAAACGGCCAAAGAGAGACUACAACAAUGACAUAAAAGAGCUUGAGGAGAGGCUAAAAACUAAGGAAAAGGAGAUAAGGCGUUUGAGAAGAUUAAACUUUCAAAUGCAAGAGGGACUUGCUGGUACAAUCACAAAAGCUGUCAAAGAUGCCAUUCAGGCGGCUCAGUCUGCUCCCAGCCACCCAGUACUCACAUCUAACACCCACGUAGCCACUCUUAACCAAACUGGAGACAUAAUGAACAAGUCUGUGACUGACUUAAUGAACCCAGUUGCUUUGGAUCAUGCUCAAAGGUGUGAGAGUUACAAAAAGCUAACCAGAACUCUUAUGGACUCCAUCUUCUCUUUGGAAGAGAUGACAACAUGCUCUGUCACUGGAAAAAAAGGGGUAAAAAGUUCAGCUAGUAAUUGACCAUGUCAAAAAGACAUACCCAGGCAUCGGAGGCACUGAGAUCAAAGUCUGCAUGGCACAAAAAUUAAAAGAUCUGAGGAGAUGGGCAGAAAGGAAACCUGCUGAAGGAGACACAGAGGACUGAAACGACAUUCCACACAUUCAGAAACUCACAAUUCAUAUUUUUAUAUUUGGUUUUGCUUUUUUUGUUUUAAAAAUUCAUAUUCACAUUUGUAUUUCUAAUGAAAUUAAAUAAAAUAAUUGUUUAUAAAUAAAGAAUUGUAAAUAAA